UUCUCUUUGCACUAGUGUCAUUUGUCUCGUGAAAGCAGCUUUCAGUUAUAUCAUUUACUGAACCAGAAGACACUCUUUCCUUCACUGAAAAGAUUUAUCACAAAUUCAUGGAUUUCAGGAUUUUGCUUUUUAAAUAAAGAAUCCAUUGAAAAAAAUAUCUCCUCACACGGAGAAAGCGAUAAUCUUUUUCUCUAAAAAAAUCUGAGUCAGAUUCCCUUGUUUCUUCUGUACUCCUCUCUAUUAUAAUAUGCACCAUUCACUCUAAACCAUAACGAAUCCCUAUUAGCUCAACUGAAGAUUGUAGGAAAGAUAAUCUGGGUCAGAUUUAUCUCUGAAAGAAAUGGCAAAUUUGGGAUUAUUUUCUGGAACCGAGUCUGUGAAAUCUGUGAAUUUGAGCUUUCGGAUACCAUAUUACACUCAAUGGGGCCAGAGCUUGCUUGUAUGCGGUUCUAAGCCGAUCCUAGGUUCUUGGAAUGUGAAGAAAGGGUUGUUAUUGAGUCCUGUUCAUGAGGGUGAGGAGCUCAUAUGGUAUGGAACUGUUUCAAUUCCAAGCGCAUUUAGUUGUGAGUAUAGUUAUUAUGUGGUGGAUGAUGAGAGAAACGUGUUAAGAUGGGAGAUGGGGAAGAAGCGCAAACUGUUACUUCCUGAGUGUGUAAAUGAUGGAGAGACUGCUGAGCUUCAUGAUCUUUGGCAGAGUGGUGGUGAUGCUAUCCUUUUCAGAAGUGCUUUCAAAGAUGUUAUUUUUCGCAAAAGUUGGAACUUGAAUAUAGAAAGGCCUCUGGAAGUCCAGAAUAAGCUGGAAAAAGAAGAUGGAAUUGUUGUCCAUUUCAAAAUUUGCUGCCCCAAUGUAGAAGAAGAGACAUCAGUUUAUGUAAUUGGCAGCACUUCUAAAUUAGGCCAGUGGAAGGUUCAGAAUGGACUUAAACUCAGCUAUGCCGGUGACUUAAUUUGGCAAGCAGAUCUUCUGAUGCCGAGGAGUGACUUUCCAAUAAAGUAUCGAUACUGCAAAUACAAUAAGGCAGGAACCAUUUCUUUGGAAACUGGUCAAAAUCGGGAACUCUCCCUUGACUCUUCAAAAGUUCCGCCAAGACACAUUUUUCUUUCAGAUGGCAUGUUGCGAGGAAUGCCUUGGCGGGGUGCCGGUGUUGCAAUUCCUAUGUUUUCUGUUAGGUCAGAAAAUGAUCUUGGGGUUGGUGAGUUUCUUGACCUCAAACUUCUUGUUGAUUGGGCUGUGGAAUCUGGGUUUCAUUUAGUUCAGCUUCUGCCAAUCAAUGACACUUCUGUGCAUGGAAUGUGGUGGGACUCAUAUCCUUACAGUUCCCUAUCAGUUUUCGCACUGCACCCAUUGUACCUAACAGUACAUGCACUUUCAGAAAAUCUGCCUGAAGAUGUGAAGAGAGAGAUUCAGGGAGCCAAAGAGCGCUUGGAUGGAAAGGAUGUUGAUUAUGAGGCUACUCUGGCUACCAAACUUUCAAUUGCUAAACAAGUUUUUGCCCUAGAGAAGGAUUUGAUACUUAACUCCGGUUCCUUUCAGAAAUACUUCUCUGAGAAUGAGGAAUGGUUAAAACCCUAUGCAGCUUUCUGUUUUCUUCGGGACUUCUUUGAGACUUCCGAUCACAGUCAAUGGGGCCGUUUUUCUCAAUAUUCCAACGAAAAGCUUGUGAAACUUGUCUCAAAAGACAGCUUGCACUAUGAGAUGAUUUGCUUCCAUUAUUAUAUCCAGUUCCACUUACAUUUGCAAUUGUCAGAAGCUGCAGAAUAUGCAAGAAAGAAAGGGGUUAUAUUGAAAGGCGAUCUUCCUAUUGGAGUUGACAGAAACAGUGUGGAUACUUGGGUCUAUCCGAACCUAUUCCGCAUGAACACAUCAACUGGAGCACCUCCAGACUACUUUGAUAAAAAUGGUCAGAAUUGGGGUUUCCCAACCUAUAACUGGGAGGAAAUGUCCAAAGACAACUAUGCUUGGUGGCGUGCUCGUUUAACACAGAUGGCCAAAUACUUCACAGCAUACAGGAUUGAUCAUAUAUUGGGGUUCUUUAGGAUCUGGGAACUUCCAGAGCAUGCUAUGACGGGCCUAAUUGGAAAAUUCAGACCAUCUAUCCCCCUUAGUCAGGAAGAACUUGAAAAAGAUGGAAUUUGGGACUUUGAUCGCUUGAGCCGUCCAUAUAUUCGGCAGGAAUUUUUACAGGAAAAGCUUGGAGCUUCAUGGACUUUUAUUGCUGCAAAUUUUCUGAAUGAGCACCAAAAGGGCCGCUAUGAGUUCAAGGAGGACUGUAACACAGAGAAAAAAAUUACUUCAAAGUUGAAGACUUUGGCAGAAAAAUCCAUGUUCGAAAGUGAGGACAAGAUACGUCAUGGUCUUUUUGAUCUUUUGAAGAAUAUAGUUCUUAUUAGAGAUCCAGAGGAUGCAAGGAAAUUUUACCCUCGUUUCAACCUUGAGGAUACUUCAAGUUUCGAAGAUCUGGAUGAUCACAGCAAAAACGUUCUGAAAAGAUUGUACUAUGAUUACUAUUUCAAUCGGCAAGAAAAUCUAUGGCGGAAAAAUGCUAUGAAAACUUUGCCCGUCCUCCUGAACUCAUCAGACAUGCUAGCCUGUGGAGAAGAUUUGGGCCUCAUACCUGCCUGUGUUCACCCAGUCAUGCAAGAAUUGGGAUUAAUAGGUUUGCGCAUUCAACGUAUGCCUAGUGAACCUGAUCUGGAGUUUGGUAUUCCUUCUAAAUACAGCUACAUGACGGUGUGUGCUCCAUCAUGCCAUGACUGCUCCACUUUCCGUGCUUGGUGGGAAGAAGAUGAGGAAAGAAGACUUAGAUUCUUUAAGAUUGUGGUGGGUUCUGAUAUAUUACCACCUAGUCAAUGUACUCCAGAUGUCGCAUGUUUCAUCAUAAGGCAACAUGUUGAAGCUCCAUCUAUGUGGGCAAUUUUCCCUCUUCAGGAUUUGUUAGCACUGAAAAAAGAGUACAUGACACGCCCUGCAACAGAGGAAACUAUUAAUGACCCCACAAAUCCAAAGCACUACUGGAGAUAUCGUGUACAUGUGACAUUAGAGUCUCUGAUGAAAGAUAAAGAACUGAAAUCGACUCUCAAGGGUCUUAUUCACGGAAGUGGAAGAUCAUAUCCUUCACUUGGAGAAACUGACGAGCGGGGGAAACGAGAACCAUCUGUCUUUAUUACCGGGAAGCAGCAGGUUGCUGGGAGCGAGGAAAAGACUGUAAUUGCAAAACAAUUAAGCGGAGCUCUGAGGAAGGAAGCUUCUGUUUUGUAGGUCCUUCUAUAUAUCUGUAUUCCACGAAUCAUGCAUCCUCCUGGUGCCAAGCCUGAAAGAGACAUGCAAGCUUGUAAAAAUGAGGAAACUAUGAAAUACAGCAGCUGUUGAAAUUGGUCCAAUUUCUCCGUUCCAGCAGUGGUGCUUAAUUAUCAACCAAUAGACAAUUAAUGGGCACUAUUACUUGUAAUAAAUUUAAUACAACCUUAAUUUUAUUUUUAGUAAUUUAAUAAAAGGCUGCUAUUGGUGA
Messenger RNA from Ricinus communis (castor bean), 3509 nucleotides. RefSeq names its product 4-alpha-glucanotransferase DPE2. The transcript is spliced from 23 exons. NCBI's taxonomy places the organism in Eukaryota, Viridiplantae, Streptophyta, Magnoliopsida, Malpighiales, Euphorbiaceae. Gene Ontology annotation, biological process: carbohydrate metabolic process. Gene Ontology annotation, molecular function: starch binding; 4-alpha-glucanotransferase activity. The record is from RefSeq and is a predicted model, not a curated record. The coding region runs from base 341 to 3259 and encodes 972 amino acids.